AUGGGCCCGCCGGCCGGGCGCGCGCUGCGCCUGCUGCUCCCGCUGCUCGGGGCGCUGGGGGCGCUGGGGGCCCGGGCCGAGGCCCCUCAGGCCGGAGCGCGGCCGCACGCGCUGCGCUUCCGGCUGAUGGGCGCCACGGAGCCGGAGCUGGGGCUGCCGCUGCUCCGGGCCGCGGGCUUCGUGGACGAGCAGCUGUUCGUGUCCUACGACCACGAGCGGCGCCGCGCCGAGCCCCGCGCCCCGUGGCUCAGGGCGGCCGGGCCGCUGUGGCUGCAGCUGAGCCAGAGCCUCAAAGGCUGGGACCACAUGUUCACGCUGGACUUCUGGACCAUCAUGGACAACCGCAACCACAGCGCCGGGGCCCACACCCUGCAGGUGGCCCUGGGCUGCGAGGUGAGCGCGGACAACAGCACCAGGGGCUUCUGGGCCUACGGCUACGACGGCGAGGACCACCUGGAGUUCCGCCCCGAGACGCUGAGCUGGCGGGCGGCGCCCGGGGCCUGGGCCACCAAGAUGGAGUGGGAAGGGAGCCCCGUGCGGGCCCGGCAGAACCGGGCCUACCUGGAGCGGCUGUGCCCCGAGCAGCUGGGGCGGCUGCUGGAGCUGGGCGCCGGGGCCCUGGACCGGCGAGUGCCCCCCUCGGUGCGGGUGACGCACCACGUGGCCUCGGCAGCCACCACUCUGCGGUGUCAGGCUCUGAGCUUCUACCCGCCCAGCAUCACCCUGCGGUGGCUGAGGGACCGGCGGCCGCUGGACGCGGAGCCCGCGGAACUGCUGCCCAACGGGGACGGGACCUACCAGGCCUGGGCCGCCCUGGCCGUGCCCCCCGGCGAGGAGCAGGGAUAUGCCUGCCAGGUGCAGCACCCCGGCCUGGAGCAGCCCCUCACGGCCACCUGGGAGCCCCCUGUGUCGGGUGCCCUGGUCUCUGGCAUCAUCAGCGGGACCCUCACCGGUGUCGUCCUCAUCUUCGUCGCUGGGGCUUCGUUCAGAUUCCUGCGGAGGAGGCGGGCUUCCCGAGGCACCCUGGGCAGCUAUGUCCUCGCCGACCUUGAAUGA
Molecule: messenger RNA, 1056 nt
Organism: Pipistrellus nathusii (Nathusius's pipistrelle)
Lineage: Eukaryota; Metazoa; Chordata; Mammalia; Chiroptera; Vespertilionidae
Source: the annotation of a GenBank genome assembly